AUGAAUGUCGUGAAGAUCGGCACGAGUGGCGCCAUCUCCAGCCAGGUUCCCGGGCUGGCCCCGAUCAAGCGUAACUUCCUCGGAAAUCCGCUCAGCAAGAUCCAGCCAAUGCCGGUGACGGGCAAGGCGACGACGGUGGUGACACCUGGCGGUCAGCCGCGGCCGGCGAUCGUGAUCGGCCAGCAGGCGGCGCCACCGCAUCAGCAGCAGAUACAGAUCACGAGGCUGCCCAGCGGUCAACUGGCCAUCAAGGGCCUACAGCCAGGUCAGUCGGCGCAACUCAUGAAGCUUCCGGACGGGCGUCUGCAGCUGAUCACAACGUCAACGACGUCUGCUCCAGUGACUCAGCCGCCGCCCGCUACCGCCGCUACCGCUGCCGCCGCCGCCGUCGUGCGGCCAGCGCCACCCAUGCUGCACAUCAACAAGCAGCAGCAGGCACCAGUGGUCAGCGGCGUGAUACAGACGGCCGUCCGGCCCGUGUCCGGCGGCGUCGGCACCCCCACGCAGAUACGCAUGAUCCGACCGAUGAUCUCACCCGUGGUCAGGCUUGCGCCGCAGCAGCAGCCGCAGCUGCCAGUCGUGCAGGUUACCCGGACGCCGCUGCCCGCCGCUGUAAAGGUGUGUCGUCCUCAGGUAGGCUGGUCCGUGUCAGGUCGUGGUCCGCGUCGUGUUGUACGUACAGGCCUUACGUAG
Messenger RNA from Priapulus caudatus, 693 nucleotides. Its product is annotated as nucleosome-remodeling factor subunit NURF301-like. The transcript has 4 exons. The record is from RefSeq and is a predicted model, not a curated record. The coding region runs from base 1 to 693 and encodes 230 amino acids. Lineage: Eukaryota; Metazoa; Priapulida; Priapulimorpha; Priapulimorphida; Priapulidae.